Messenger RNA from Andrographis paniculata, 2132 nucleotides. Its product is annotated as fasciclin-like arabinogalactan protein 15. Bases 500 to 1852 code for a protein of 450 amino acids. NCBI's taxonomy places the organism in Eukaryota, Viridiplantae, Streptophyta, Magnoliopsida, Lamiales, Acanthaceae. The transcript has 3 exons. The record is from RefSeq and is a predicted model, not a curated record.
CUUCUUCACUGCAACUUUUCUCUUCUUUACUGCACCCACAGCACAGCCAUUGAUUCAUGCGUUUUGACCUCCACGAUCGAGAUUAAUUCUUGUUCAUCAAAAGAGAGCAUUUGCAUUUUCAAAGAGGAAGCACUUGCCUCACCUUCUAACAACCAGAAUAAAAAUUGGUAAAACGAAUUUCUGCAUUUUCUUCGAAAUUAUUCUAAUGGUGAAAACCCUAGCCAUGGAGUAAUAUAUACAUACAUACACGUAUCUGUCUCUAUUUCUCUCUAUCUCUUGUGUAUGUAUAUAUAUGUGUGUAAUGUGAGUACCUUUGCUUACCUCUAACCCUAAGACCUGUUUUUAUCUCUACUUUAUUGAUUACUCCACCAAACACCACAUUCGUCUACCUACCUUUUUCCCCAAGCUAAGCAAAGAGAUUGUGGAUCGAUUACUGUUGGGGAUUUUGGUGUUUGGAGAGAGAAAUUUUGAGGUCAUUCAUUGGGCGUGCUGCACAGCUAUGGAGUCACGGAUUGUCGUCGUCUCCUUCGCGAUUUUGGUGUCUAUGGCGGUCACGGUUUCUGCAUUGCACCAAACUCCUGCCGGUGCGGGUGCGCAGAUCAAUUCGAACUCGGUUCUGGUUGCGCUUCUGGAUUCGCACUACACGGAGCUGUCGGAGCUGGUGGAGAAGGCGCUGUUGUUGCAGACGCUUGAGGAAGCUGUUUCGAAGCACAAUAUCACCAUUUUUGCUCCGAGGAAUGAAGCUCUGGAGAGAGAUUUGGAUCCUGAGUUCAAGCGAUUUUUGCUCGAGCCUGGGAAUCGAAAAUCCUUGCAGAAUCUACUCCUGUUCCACAUGAUUCCGGCGCGCAUUGAGUCGGCGCAGUGGAGUAAUCACCGGAAUCGAGAUGCGCACGCCAGCCUCUUCCGCGACGCCGGCGACGAGAAGAUCCUGAUUCACGAGAAGAAUGGCGAGAAAUUGGUCGGAAUUGCGAAGGUCGUGAAAUCCGACGACGUAAUCCGUCCCGACGGAAUCAUCCACGGCAUCGAGCGGCUACUUGUUCCGAAAUCGGUUCAGCAGGAUUUCAACGCCCGCCGGAGCUUGAGAACAACCUCCGCCGUGCUCCCGGAGGGAGCACCGGAGGUCGAUCCGAGAACGCACCGCUUGAAGAAAAUCCCCUCCCCCGUUCCCGUCGGCGCUCCUCCGGUUCUCCCAGUCUUCGACGCCAUGGCCCCCGGCCCCUCCCUGGCGCCGGCGCCGGCUCCUGGCCCCGGCGGACCACACCACCACUUCGACGGCGAGAGUCAGGUCAAGGAUUUCAUCCAAACCCUCCUACAUUACGGCGGAUACAACGAAUUGGCCGAUAUUCUCGUGAAUCUCACCUCCCUCGCCACGGAGAUGGGGAAACUCGUCUCCGAAGGAUACGUCCUGACAGUAUUAGCUCCGAACGACGAAGCCAUGGCCAAAUUGACCACCGACCAGCUGAGCGAGCCCGGGGCGCCGGAGCAGAUCAUGUACUACCAUCUGAUUCCAGAGUACCAAACGGAGGAGAGCAUGUACAAUGCGGUGAGGAGAUUCGGGAAGGUGAAGUACGACACACUCCGGCUGCCGCAUAAGGUCGUGGCGGAGGAAGCCGACGGCUCUGUAAAAUUUGGACAAGGCGAAGGAUCGGCAUAUCUCUUCGAUCCUGAUAUAUAUACCGACGGGAGAAUCUCUGUUCAGGGAAUCGAUGGGGUUUUAUUUCCCCUGGAAGAAAGCAAGAGCCCUAAGCCUGCUCCUGUCGCCAAAAUCGUUUCCAAUCCCAGAAGAGGGAAGUUGCUGGAAAUGGCUUGCACUAUGUUUGGGCACAACUCUAAACUGUUCCCCUGUCAAUGAAUCAAAGCUUCGGACAAAACAAAUGGACAAGAAUUUGAACAGGAAAAUCAAACAAUAUCAUUGCAGAAAAGGGUAGAUUUGUUAGAGGAUGAUGAGAGAGAGAGAGUGGUGGAUGAGAGAGAGAGAGAGAGAGAGAGAGUGGUAUACUGUAAUUACUAUUAUACUUAUUACUACUACAUACACAAUUUUUUUAUUUGUAAUUUAAGCUUAUGCACAGAUGUAAUAGUUGUAUCUUUUUUGAGAAACAUAUAAAUAUAUAUUGGUGAGAUCUUGAUGGCCA